Dendroctonus ponderosae (mountain pine beetle) is the source of this 436-nucleotide messenger RNA. RefSeq names its product protein IMPACT. Gene Ontology annotation, cellular component: cytoplasm. Lineage: Eukaryota; Metazoa; Arthropoda; Insecta; Coleoptera; Curculionidae. Gene Ontology annotation, biological process: regulation of translational initiation. The record is from RefSeq and is a predicted model, not a curated record.
GGAAUUUCUAGCGGAUCUUACUGGACGUAACAAAAUUGCAAACGCAAAACAUAAUAUUCUUGCUUAUAGAAUAGGGUCCGACAAAUUUAAAAUUAUUGAGGGCUUCGAUAGUGACGGCGAGAAGCGCGGCGCAGAACCAGUGAUGCACCUGCUAAGGGUAUUGGAUCUAACCAACGUAGCAGUGGUUGUAACUAGAUGGUAUGGAGGCAUUUUUUUACGCUCAGACCGAUAUAAAUGCAUCAGGACCGCUGCGCAGCACGCUCUCAUCGCAGGCGGAUUCAUUAAGGAAUGAGGGAAAGAUUUGGAUUCGAUUAAUUAAUACCUAGUUAACUAUAGUAAGAAUGUACUUAUAUUAUAAUGUACUGAUAUUAUAAUAUAUAUCAGCAAACUAAUUUUAUAAUGUAUACAUAUUAUAAUACAUAUUCUCUUAAAAUGG